AUGGGGGGAGAGGUAGCAAAUGAUAUGGAACUGCCUCUGUCCUGGACGGCUAGCGGGCAGUCGAUCCUCAAGCUGAACAUCCGCCAUCUGUGGUUAUGGGGUGUGUGGCAACUACCUGGUUCCUGGAUGUUUGAGGCGUACGGGGCUUUGGGCCUGGCGCUGGGCGUCUGGAACGCGAUAGAGGGUUCGCUGGCCACCUACUACAGCUCGGGGGACAUGGAGGAGACGACACUGGUGCUUACCAGAGUGUAUAUCGGCUGCAACACCAUCAAGAUGGCCUUCUCCAGGCGCAACCGGCGGCAGUACCAUGCGCUGGCUCGACGCGUGCAGACGCUCGUGUCCCUGCAGAGUGAGUCGUGCUUCGCGGAUCCUGCCUUGGCCGACAUCCAGAAGGACUCCCAGAGGCGCGCGUUCCGCCUCACUCUCGGAAUACUGCUCUUCAUGUUCGCGCAGUGCUUCGUGUGGUUCCCCACGCCGCUCGUGGCGCAUCCAGGAGAGCGCCGCCUGCCACUGGUUCAACACGCCUGGGACGACAACACCCACUAA
Schistocerca cancellata (South American locust) is the source of this 546-nucleotide messenger RNA. RefSeq lists its product as uncharacterized. The transcript has 2 exons. The coding region runs from base 1 to 546 and encodes 181 amino acids. NCBI's taxonomy places the organism in Eukaryota, Metazoa, Arthropoda, Insecta, Orthoptera, Acrididae. The record is from RefSeq and is a predicted model, not a curated record.